Molecule: messenger RNA, 7272 nt
Organism: Bacidia gigantensis
Lineage: Eukaryota; Fungi; Ascomycota; Lecanoromycetes; Lecanorales; Ramalinaceae
Exons: 6
Coding region: 1-7272 (2423 amino acids)
Biological process (GO): calcium ion transmembrane transport; intracellular calcium ion homeostasis
Cellular component (GO): nuclear pore; intracellular membrane-bounded organelle; membrane
Molecular function (GO): ATP hydrolysis activity; ATP binding; structural constituent of nuclear pore
Source: RefSeq, a predicted model, not a curated record
AUGCCUCCCAGACGAAUCCAGCAAGAGGAGAGCUGGAAUAGCUUGCAUCGCUCGGAAGCUUCAGGUGACGUUUCGAACGAUGAGUUCGCAUAUUCAGAGGAUGUCAGCAUGCCCGAUGAAGAAGAUAAUUCUCCUGGUGCCCAGGAUUAUACUGCUACUGGACUACCUUCUCCACCUACUGCUGGCGAUAUUCAACGAGCUCUGCAUCCCUUGCAAACAACUGCCGAUCGAGUUGGGAAGCAGGUUGAAGAAUUCGCUGAGGAGCUCGACCGCCUGAGUUGGGCAAGGAGCGAGAGCAGGAAAGAAAAGGGCUGUCGGCAUGUUUUGCCCCAAGUACAAGCCUACCAGAAGAUUGCAGGCGACACGGCCAGACAAUUGCAGACCCUACACGGCCCAUCAAAACGUAGACGUCUUUCAUCUCAAUCGAAAAGACAAUCUCAAAUGCGAGAUGCUACACCGACUUCGAGACGUCACAAUACUCGUACCGAGGCUGCAUUAGACCGAAACCUAACCAAUGUUGACGACCUAAUCAGGUGGGAGCAGGAAGAGCAAACAUGGCAUCUACUAGGCUCUAUCCUCCAUGUCCAAUACCCUGUCGCAGAUUCGGAAGGGGCUGAGCUUGAGGGUCUUGCUCCGCAGAGACCUGUGCACAACGACAAUCUCCACCACCUGUCUUCGGAGAAAGAGGUGUGGGGGAACUUUCUCGCUACUGACGAUCUAGCUUGGGAGCGCCAUACAGUGGUAGCAUGGCUCCAAAGGACAGCUGAUCACACAAGACCUGAUAUUGAGCAGUUGGUGCACGAGUUAGAGACAGCUGCAGAUAGGGGCUCCGGCAUAGUAGCUCACAGUUGGUUGUACACUAGGGAGGCAAUAAAAAAGCAGAGGCGUCUGCGCUCCUGGCCGCGGGCUUUCGAGCCCAGCGAUCCUGGGCUUACCUCGUUACUCAAUGCUUCCAAAACCGAACCACUUGUCACUCAACUAGACCCCGACGCAAUAACUCGACAACAGCGGUCGUUGGAAAAGCAAGAUCUCGCUUUUGAGAGAGCUAUGUGGCUCGCUUGCUGGGAGAUGCUCCGUCGAGGUUCCUCAUGGCAGACAAUCAAGGAUUGGUGCAAUGAUCGAGCGGAGUAUUGGAGGUCAGCAGCUAUGCAUGGUGAAUUGAGACUGCACCCUUCGAGUGACGCUGACUGGAGCUCACAACUAUUGUGGCGGAAAAGCUGUGCUGUGGCCUCUAUGGGCAAUAGGAUUGAUGAUUACGAAAAAGCAGUAUACGGAGUCUUUGGUGGUUAUCUAGCGGGUGUGCAACAAGUCAGUCACAGCUGGGAUGACGAGCUCUUUGCCCACUACAAUUCUUAUCUGGUCAACGCAUUCGAGCUGUAUACCAAGACAAAGUUUGCAGAUAAGAUACCUGCGCAUCUCAGAGAAAACCAGGGAAUCUUUGCUGUAUCUCCAUUUGCUGGUCAGCGUGCUUUGUCCGGAAACCAGCUCGUGGAGAAGUUGAGGCUCAAUGAAGGCACAAAGACCGAAGCGAGAGGGCUUCAUAAGAUGCUGCAAGGGAGUCUUAUCGCAAAGAAUUUCAAUGAAUUUGUCUUCAAGCAUGGAGUAAGGCUGUGUCAAGCUGCUAAUGCUUCGGGCAAAUCAAAGAUUCUGGAGCCAAUGGCUGACACGCUCAUUGAUGGUAGCUUCACAGCAUGUGUUACAAUGCAAGACUAUGACAUGCUUCGACUUAUCACACAUAUCAUCUUGAUCUAUCAAGAACUUGGAUUUGACUUCGGCGAAGGAGAUAGACGCUUUGCGACUGAGAGCUUUAUCGUAGCUUAUGUGGACUAUCUGAGCAAGGCUGGCAAACUGCAGCUCCUACCAUUGUAUGCAUCACGCCUAUCGCAAGACAGAGCUGUGGUCUGUCUAGGAAGGCAACUUCCUUCAAUUCAAGCUGAUGAAGAUCGCCGUACAAUGAUGGCUUUGAUGAAACAAUAUAAAAUAGACAUACCGAGAGUUCUCUAUGUCUCAACUACUCUGAUGCUUGAGGAUGCACCAGAUCACCCUGUUGACGAAUUCAACACCUUCAAAUAUCCGGCUCUUGAAAUUCUGGAGCCUGCUGGUAAUAGCGAGACCCUGCUCCGUGCUAUCGCUGGCGGCUUCCUUAGCGAUCAAGUCACUGAUGAUCAAAUGGAUCUGAUCCACGGAUUUGAAUGGUACAUGCUGCUUGAGGGACACUGGCAACGAACUAUGGCUAUCGGGCUUAUGAUUUACAAAUACUUUCUUCGUGGUAAAAAUCUUGCGGCGGCCCGGCAACUGUCGCAGGCAGUACCGUUCUCGCAUAUCUCUUUGACAAAAAGCGUUGCUAUGCUUGGUGAAGUAGUUGACAUCUGCCAGAGCCCAAUAUCUGACGAUGAAGAAGAUGGUCCUCUUGAAUCGAGUAGUGGGGCAGGAUCAAGAAAGAAACGAGCUCAACGGAGGGAACCAAGUGAGACCAAGGCUUUGAACAAAAAGGUCGAACGUGAAGUACUUCUAAGAGAGUCCGCUACGUUCAGAGGCAUGGAACAUCUGUUUGUAGCGUUAAAUGCAAUGGAACAAUGGAGGGCGCAUGCGGAUCAAGUCGUCCAGACUUCCCAUCAAACGACGGGACCAGCGUUGAAGCAACUGAUCGGGCCCUUCAAGAUCGCCUUCAAGCAUGUUGAAGACGCCAUGCAGCCAUUGCUGAGGGGUUGGUUGCAAGAACCCAAGACUGAAAAGGAAGCGCAAGAGCUGAAAAACAUCCGCCUCGCUUGUCUACCAGAAACGAUCUUAGCGUACAACAGCAUCCUCAACUUCAGCUCUCAUUUUGCUGGUCGCGAGAUCUUGAAGACUAGCAUGGAUUUGGCGGUCUUGGUUGCAGAAGAGAAUUCGGAUCUGGCAGCAUGCUUCAAGGAAACUGGAAGGAUGCCUGAGCUAGUUGAUUCAUUUGCAGUGGUAGCCAAGAGCAUGAUUGUAGCAGAGUCCAAGAAGCCAGGAGAGAAGCACAGGGAUGGGAAAAGUCUAGGACUGUGGUCUGCAAAGGUUAGGAAGGAUAUCAUGACUGACGUGGUGGCGGAUGGCUCUUCGACAACCGGCGCAACGCACGCUGCUCGCAGGCAACGAGCACCUACUAUCACAAUCAAUACUUCUCCGGGUGAUCAGAAUGAAGAGCGAGAUGAACCUGCUCCACUUCCAAGCGAAUCAAACACACCGACGCUAAAAGCUUCACAUUCCUUCGAUGCUCACCGCCCCGUCUCUCCACACAAUGUAUCCUCCCCAUCUUCCAAGCGGAGCGACCUGCAGCCUCAUCAUUUCCUUUCAGUGCCGAGCACACGUUCUCGCGGGAAUUCUGUUGAUUCAGAAGAAGGUGGUCAAUCGGUUGGUGGCGAAACUCUCGACAGCGCUUUUGCCUCCAUGGCAGGAUCCAGCACGGCACAUAGCAAUAACGAUAAUAUAAUGCAAGAUGAAGAGGCGCUAAAGCCUGAUCCGCGCAACAAAAGUGAUUUUGAAGUGGAAAACAACAAAUUCGCUUUCAGCCCUGGUCAGAUGAACAAACUGUUGAAUCCUAAGAGUCUGGCGGCUUUCCAUGCGCUAGGGGGCCUGAAAGGUCUUGAGAAGGGUCUACGUGCCGACCGAAAUACGGGGCUGUCAUUGGAGGAGAAAGAUUUAGAUGGUACCAUUUCAUUCGAGCAGGCGGUGGCCGCUGCCAAAGAUCAAGAUCCCGAAGAUUUUGAACCGGUAGUCGCAAGGCGUACUACUACACUUGCUUCGAAGAUAUCCGAAGACUCCUUCAUAGAUCGAAAGCGAAUCUUCAAGGAUAAUCGACUUCCUGAGAAGAAAGCCAAAAGUAUAUGGCAGCUUGCCUGGAUUGCAUACAACGACAAAGUCCUAAUCUUGUUGAGCGUUGCGGCGGUCAUCUCCUUAGCACUCGGUAUCUACCAGUCGGUGAACCCUACCGGCAACGAGGCCCGCGUACAAUGGGUAGAAGGCGUGGCGAUCAUGGUGGCCAUUGCGAUAGUCGUGGUUGUUGGGGCUGCGAAUGAUUGGCAGAAAGAGCGUCAAUUUGUGAAGCUCAACAAGAAAAAGGACGACCGCAACAUCAAAGUGGUUCGCUCAGGAAAGUCACGCGAGAUUUCGGUACACGAUGUACUGGUCGGAGACGUUAUACACCUGGAGCCGGGUGAUAUGAUACCCGUCGACGGUAUAUUUAUUUCUGGGCACAACCUCAAGUGUGACGAAUCUUCUGCGACUGGUGAGUCGGAUUUACUCCGCAAACAAGCAGGAGAUGAAGUCUAUACCGCGAUAGAAGCACAUCACAGCGUCUCUAAGAUGGAUCCUUUCAUCAUCUCAGGAGCAAAAGUAUCAGAGGGUAUCGGGACCUUCCUUGUCACUUCUGUCGGAGUCAACUCAAGCUACGGCAAAACUAUGAUGUCUCUACGGGAGGACUCGCAAACGACCCCUCUCCAGUCUAAGCUCAACGUCCUUGCUGAAUACAUCGCCAAAUUAGGUUUGGCUGCGGGUCUCAUUCUUUUUGUAGCCACCUUCAUCAAAUUCGUGGUUGCUAUCACCGGUAAGGAUAAGCAUCUAAGUCCCGAUGCCAAGGGACAGCAGUUCCUCCAGGUCUUCAUCGUUGCUGUGACGGUGAUCGUCGUAGCUGUUCCAGAAGGCUUACCCCUUGCCGUGACACUAGCACUCGCUUUUGCCACAACACGAAUGCUGAAAGAUAACAAUCUUGUUCGUCUGCUCCAGGCAUGCGAGACCAUGGGUAACGCAACAACUGUUUGCUCCGACAAAACGGGCACAUUGACUCAGAACAGAAUGUCCACGGUGGCAGGCAUAUUGGGCGCAGUCCUGCGUUUUGGCGACAAAAGAACAUCAGAUACCUCAGCAUCGACUUCACCAGAUUCUCCUGCGAAAGGAAAGGGAUCGCUCCUCGAAAUGGGCGGCCAGGAUAGGUCAGCCAACGAUUUCGUGUCUGCCCUGGCCAACGACGUUAAGCUGACGCUAAGACAAUCCAUAUCCGUUAAUUCAACCGCCUUUGAGGGCGAGGAUGAGGGAGGACAGACACAAUUCAUCGGUUCCAAAACCGAAACAGCUUUGCUAAAUUUCGCUCGUGACUACCUUGCAAUGACUUCUGUGAGCGAGGACAGAUCCGAGGCAGAUGUGGUUCAGAUGAUUCCAUUCGACUCUGGCAGAAAAUGCAUGGCCGUAGUCAUCCGAAUCAAUGAAAAAUGCUACAGGAUGCUCGUUAAAGGCGCCUCGGAAAUCUUGCUAGCCCGAUGCUCGCGAAUGCUUUCAGAUCCUACCAGAAACCUUUCAGAUGCAAACAUUACUCACGACCAGAUUCAGGCUCUUGAAGACGUAAUUGAACAGUAUGCAUCCAGAUCUCUGCGGACCAUUGGUAUGGUAUACAGAGACUUUGAGCAUUGGCCUCCAAAAGGAGUCCCCACUCAGGAGGAUGACCCUAAGCUGGCUGUAUUUGACAAAGUCUUUAAAGACAUGACCUUCCUUGGUGUUGUUGGUAUUCAGGAUCCACUGCGCGAUGGAGCUGCUGAUGCUGUUCGUGCAUGUCAACAUGCCGGUGUUUUUGUUCGAAUGGUGACUGGUGACAACCUUCUGACCGCAAAGGCCAUUGCUCAGGAGUGUGGAAUACAUACUCCAGGCGGUUUAGUCAUGGAAGGGCCAACCUUCAGGAGGUUUGCUCCCGAUCGAAAGCAAAUGUACCAGAUGGUCCCGAAGCUGCAGGUACUCGCAAGAUCGAGCCCCGAUGACAAAAAAUUGCUUGUGGAGAUUCUAAGAGAGAUGGGAGAGACCGUAGCUGUUACUGGUGAUGGUACGAACGACGCACCAGCCUUGAAAAAGGCGGAUGUUGGGUUUUCCAUGGGUAUCGCAGGGACUGAAGUGGCAAAAGAGGCUUCUGCAAUUAUCCUUAUGGACGACAACUUUGCCUCUAUUGUGAAAGCCAUCAUGUGGGGAAGGGCUGUCAAUGACUCAGUCAAGAAAUUCCUACAGUUUCAAAUUACUGUCAACAUCACUGCAGUUCUCCUGACCUUCAUAUCUGCAGUUGCAAGUGAUUCGGAGAGCUCUGUCUUGACUGCUGUUCAGCUUCUAUGGGUCAAUCUAAUCAUGGAUACCUUCGCAGCACUAGCUCUUGCGACUGACCCUCCCACACCUAGCAUCCUUAAUAGGCCACCAGAGCCGAAGUCUGCCCCUUUAAUUACGCUUAACAUGUGGAAGAUGAUCAUAACGCAGUCCAUCUUUCAGCUCGUUGUCACAUUGAUCCUAAAUUUUGGGGGCAAGACUAUAUUCUCUUAUCAGACCCAAAGAGAGCAAGCUCAGCUGAAAACCGUCAUCUUCAACACCUUCGUCUGGAUGCAAAUCUUCAACCAAUAUAACAAUAGGCGGCUGGAUAACAAGUUGAACAUCUUUGAGGGAAUUACUCACAACUACUUCUUCAUCGGCAUACAAUUCAUCAUCGUAGCAGGCCAGAUAAUGAUAGUAUUUGUGGGUGGUGCGGCUUUCUCGGUUCACCGACUCAACGGGCCCCAAUGGGCUUAUUCGGUGAUCCUCGGCCUUCUCUCUAUUCCUGUGGCUGUCAUGGUACGCCUCAUACCCGAUGAGCUGAUACGGAAGUGCAUUCCAUCUUGGUUCGCCGAGAGGGCAAAACCCAAGUUAAUGAUCACGGACGAAGAACGGCAAUUUGAGUGGAACCCGGGACUAGAAAAGAUCAAAGAAGAGUUGACAUUUUUGAGAAUGCUUCGUGGAGGUCGUCUGACUGUUCUACGUUACAAGCUCUCACACCCUCGCGAUUAUCUCCUACCAUCUUCGCGUACUGGCUCCUCUCACUCACGCUCACGAACAAAUUCUUUACCACAAACCCCUUCUGGGGAGUUAGGCGGCAGCGAGACUGCCAGUCAGAAGGCGCCACCAACUCCCGAAUCACGACGAUCCACAACGACUCGACGUGUAGGACGAUCUCGCUCUACCUCCGCUUUCGGCCCUGCCGCGGCUAUGGCCGGUGUUGUCGCUGGUAGUAUUGCGGGCUGGUCACCAAUUGGACGACGAGAAGAGGACAACUCAGCUAGCUUUACCCAAACAGAUGGGCGGUCUCAGCUGGAAAAUAUGGAGGGCGUAGAGGUCCAUCCCGGCACGAGUCAACAGGACCCGGUAGUCUUGCAGCACCCGGAUCAAGCGAGCGGACCUCCAAGUCAGGUACCGGAAAUAUCGCCUGCUCCCCCUUCUGGGACUUUCCUAAAGCCACCAAAAAGCGACUGA